Messenger RNA from Impatiens glandulifera, 489 nucleotides. RefSeq names its product keratin-associated protein 19-2-like. NCBI's taxonomy places the organism in Eukaryota, Viridiplantae, Streptophyta, Magnoliopsida, Ericales, Balsaminaceae. The coding region runs from base 1 to 489 and encodes 162 amino acids. The record is from RefSeq and is a predicted model, not a curated record. The transcript has 3 exons.
AUGGGGUUGGCUUUGGGUUGGGCGGUUGGAAUGCUGGUGUUUGUGUUGGUUUCUAUUUUAGGAGGAAUGGGGUUUGCUUUGGCUUGUGCUAUUGGAGGGGUUGUGAUUUUGGUUUUGGUUUCUGUUUUUAGAGAAAUGGGGUUGACUUUGGCUUUUGCCAUUAGAGGGGUUGGGGUUUUGGUGUUGAGGAAGGGUGUUAGCUUUGGCUUGGGUGUUGGCUUUGGUGUUUUUUUCGGUGUUGGGGGUUAUGGUGUUCUUGGUGGUUGGGGCUGUUGGAGUGGUGUUGGCUUUGGUGUUGGUUUCGGUGGUGGGGGUUAUGGUGUUCUUGGUGGCUGGGGCUGUUGGAGUGGUGUUGUCUUUGGUGUUGGUUUCGGUGGUGGGGGUUAUGGUGUUCUUGGUGGUUGGGGCUGUUGGAGUGGUGCAAACGGUCUUCUCAUGGUUGUGUUGGUGGGUUUACAUGUAGGACAUGUGAAAAAUAAUGAAGCAUAG